UUCCACGUCAGGUGGACUUUUAUUUUGAAAAGCGAUUGUCGUCAUCGUGCAUACGUCUCUUGACGUCGCGUGUCGUAGCCGUUUGACGGUAUGUGGAAAGUAGCAAUGUCGGAGGAGGUUGGGAAGGCGCUGCAGUCGGUGGUGGAGCGUGUGAACCAGGCGGCGGCACGGCGGCCUAAGACACUACCGGCCGUGCCGCCCCGCCUCGUGGCUGUCAGCAAGACCAAGCCCCCAGAGAUGGUCGUGGAGGCCUACAGACAAGGGCAGCGUAACUUCGGAGAAAAUUACGUCAACGAACUUGUGGAGAAAGCUUCAGAUCCUUUGAUUUUAGAAUCAUGUCCAGAAAUCAAGUGGCACUUCAUUGGCCAUCUACAGAAGAAUAAUGUCAACAAACUUCUGGGCGUGCCAAACCUGUUCCUCGUGGAGACAGUCAACUCGGUGAAACUGGCCGACAAGGUCGACAGCUCGUGGCAGCGGAUCAGGGGAGCCAGCACACAGAGGUUAAAGGUCAUGGUGCAGAUAAACACCAGUGGAGAACAGAGUAAACAUGGCCUGCCACCAGAGGAAACGGUGAACACCGUGAAACACAUUGUGUCCCACUGCUCCGCCCUGCACUUCUCAGGACUCAUGACCAUCGGGCGCUACGGCUACAACCUCACCCUGGGCCCCAACCCAGACUUUCAAAUGCUGCUGAGUCGGAGGCAUGAGGUGUGUGACAGUCUGAAGCUACCUCUGGAGGAGGUAGAGCUCAGCAUGGGUAUGUCCACAGAUUUUGAACAUGCGAUCGAGGUGGGCGCCACCAACGUGCGAGUGGGCAGCAUCAUAUUCGGCUACAGGGAGUAUCCCAACAGUGCAGCGAACACUCCAAAUCCCAGUCCAGCUCCCAGUCCAGCCCCCAGCCCGGAGAAAACAUCCAAGAUGGUGUCUGAAGAGGCUGCCAAGAAGAUGCAACACCUCACUGUGUCGCAACACUAAGCGCUUCUCCUCCUCUGAAAUACCUUUUUAAGAAAAUUUAAAAAGCAAAUACUCUUCACGUGCAGAAUGAACAGAGCAGUGAAGCAGAUCGUUUCCACAGAGCCAUGUGGAGUUAGGAUUGCAAAUUCUUGCGUAAUUUUACAGUGUAUUUGCCUAAUCCUCUUCACUUUUUUGUGUGCCCUUCAUGCUCUUUCAGGCAAUAAAAAGUGGCAUUCGCUACUGAACUAGUUAUACCGUUUUUUAAUAGUAGUGUGUUACUAACCUGUAGUGCUCUGACUUCCUCUUCGUGGAAAUCUCUCCUACAAGAUUACUGGAUACACUACAAAUGUACAACCACUGAAAACAUGAUGACAAAUGGAAAAUGAUUUCUCAUGAGCUAUGAGAUAGUGAAGAUUUGUUUGGAUUUGCUGUGCUGAUGUGAUAUUUUCUACCUUUCCGACCCAACAUGUUACAGUGCUGAAAUAUGCUUGACUGUACAUGGUCCCGGAGAUCAGGAAUUCCAGACUGUACGAUGUACCUUUUUUGUUGUACAGAUGAAACAAAGACUUGAUUUAAUAAAUCAUUUUUCCCUUUAUAACGACACAUAGUAUUGUGCGUUUGAGGUUGUUUCGCAUGGUGUGCCAAACGUGUCAAACCCUAAUUCUUGAUAUUAACAAGUUCAAGAGUAAACCUGAGGAAAGUGUUUUGUUUUAACAGUGUUGUAUCUGUGCUAUGGUGAGGUACAUUGUGGGAGAUGAGAGAGUUAACCUAUGCAAAGUGGCGAUCUUGUUUCAACGUGUUAUCAAGUAGAUUUUUACACUGCAGCUACGAUGGUGUCGCAGUGGAUUCUUCAAAGAUGUCACAAGGUUGGUGUGUUCUUUGUCUCUAUGAAAAGUUUGUCAAUGAUUAAAAAAAGCUUGAUCAA
Molecule: messenger RNA, 1879 nt
Organism: Xiphias gladius (swordfish)
Lineage: Eukaryota; Metazoa; Chordata; Actinopteri; Istiophoriformes; Xiphiidae
Product: pyridoxal phosphate binding protein
Exons: 8
Coding region: 91-975 (294 amino acids)
Cellular component (GO): intracellular anatomical structure
Molecular function (GO): pyridoxal phosphate binding
Source: RefSeq, a predicted model, not a curated record